ACGAAGCAACUCCUGCUGCUGCUUGCUGCUUGCUGCAAACGAAUCUUGGGGCCUGUAAUCUAAGAACUUCAAAGCAGCUGCAGCGCAAUGUUGCGCCUCUGUGGAUUUCGAUUUGGAUUGCUCCUGGUGGCCGUGCAAUUGCUGCAUACGGCAAUGUCUAUGAAAGUUUCUCUAUUUGGCGAUGGCUAUGUGUCGAUGCCGCUGCAGGAGGGCAAAAUGUCAACGAACAUACGCGUCAAGUUUCGCACCAAACAGGAGAACGCUUUCCUCUUUCUGGCAGCGGGUCGGACCGAUUACUGCCUGCUGCGACUAGAGAGCGGAGUCAUCAGUUUCAGCUAUAAAAUCGAACGGGAUGUGGUGCAGCUGCGCUCGCCAAAGAAGCAAAAGCUUAACGAUUUGGAGUGGCACGAUGUGGCCGUGCAACGCUUCGAGAAUAAUGUCACCUUGCAGGUGGAUGGUCACAUUAUGCGCAAACAGCUGCCAGCCGAUUCACCGGCUCUGAAUGUACAUUUUGGCACCUUCCUCGGAGGCGUUGGCGAUUUUUCCGCCGAGUUUCUCAAUGAUGUCAUUGGCUUUCGCGGCUGCAUAUCCGAUGUCUUCUAUAACAAUAUCAACAUCAUAAAGCGUGCCAAAGAUCGCACAGGCCACACGACCAGCACUGGAAUCGCCUGGAUCUGUAGCAAUGAGUUCGAUGGCGGUGUUGAGGACAGCAUCAGUUUCUUGAGCAAUGAUUCGUUUGCACUCAUGCUCAAGGAAUCCCAUGCCAUGGGCGAAACUCUCUCAUUGCAAUUUCGCACGAUGACGGAGUCGGGCACGAUGUUCUUCAAUGGUGGCUAUGACUUUGUGCUGCUGGAGAUUGAGGAUGAGAAACUUAAGCUGACGUUCAACAAGGCCGGCAGUGUGGUGCAGUUUGUGACAAAUGAGACCAUCUCCGAUGGCGAAUGGCAUCGUGUUAUGCUGCGCUAUAAUGCCGACAUGGCGGAGUUAACACUCGACGAUGCCCAAUUGCCGUAUCGCGGCGAGCAUGCUAAUGAGACAAAGGCGAGCAUUAAUCUCGAGAAGAGCGUCUUCUUUGGCGGCGUCCAGGAGGAGAUGCGUCGUCGUCUCAUUAACAAGGGACUGCGCAUCAAUGAGCUCAGUUUCAAAGGUUGCAUGCGAAAAUUGCAGGUGAAUAGCCUGCCCCUGGGCUUUGGUCAGAUGACCAUCUCGCGCAAGUUAUCACUGAACUGUGUGUGGAAGUAUCCUUGUGUGGAGCACAAUCCCUGUUUGAAGAGCGGCAUUUGCAGUCAACGUGGCGUCGAUGAGUUCAUCUGCUACUGUGAUCAAUCCUACUGCAUUAAGGCUGAUUUUCAAGGUCCUUUCAAAAUCUUCACGGAAAUCAGCCCGGAGCUGGAGCUUCUAUACGUUUCACCUAUGCAACUUCUAGAGGGCGGCACCGCCUUCCUCUCGCCUCAUAUUAUUAAUGUUCUCCUCGACACUCGACGCUAUCCCAGUCUCAAUGAGCAAUCGAUUGUCUUUCAUGUGGUGCAGCAGCCCAAAUUUGGACAGCUCCUACAAUACUCGGCGGAGAAAGCCAACUUUGUGCCUUGUCGCACAUUCUAUCUGGUGGAUUUGGCAACGGAUAAACUGAAGUAUGUGCACAAUGGAUUGGAGAACUUCAAUGAUCAUGCAACGCUGGAUAUGCAAAUCUAUGGGGAUCAGCACAAGAUACCAGAAAAUAUUCUUGGCAAGCAUCGCUUCCUGCUCCAUGCGAAUAUAACAGCUGUAAAUGAUCCUCCCCAGCUGCAACUGAACUCCCACAAAAUCCUGAGAGUCAUUGAGGGCAUUGAGCGAAUACUGGAUGUGGAUCUGUUUAAUAUAACCGAUCCGGAUAGUGAACCAAGUGAUCUGAUCUAUACCAUAAUGCCAUCAGCGAAUUCCCUGGAGGCCUUUGGCCGCUUUAUGGUGGGUGGCAUAGACACGAUGACCUUCUCCCAGGCGGAUGUGAAUUUUGGCAAAGUAUCAUAUUUGUACAAUUCCACUGCAGCGGAAUCCUUUAGCUAUCAGCUGCUCAUGCAUGUCUCCGACGGUAUUGAGACAAGUGAUACGGUUUAUUUGCCUGUCUCAGUGCAUCCUCUCGAGCUGCGUGUGGUCAACAAUACGGGUCUGAUUAUGAUCCACAAGAGUUCGCUUCUAUUGACACCCGCUAAUCUCUCCAUUGGCACAAAUGCCGUCGAUGAGCACAUUGAUAUACGCUAUGAGAUUGUGAAGCCACCGGCACAUGGUGUGCUGCAGCGCUUCCGACAGAUUGAUGGCACCUGGGUGAACGUGGAAUGGUUCACAGACAGCCAACUGCUGCUGGGCCACAUACGCUAUCUGCACAGCAGCGAUUUCCCUUGGCAAGACGAAUUUAAGUUUAUUGCCUCAUUUGGCUUUGUGAUGACACAAACCUUUGACUUUCGGAUAACGUUCACCCGGCUGCGCAUUGCUUCGAAUUCGCCCGCUGUGAUUGCAAUUAAUGGAAGUCGUGAAAUUCUGCUGGCGAACAACUUGCUGAACUAUGAAACGGUGCCGAUUGGCAGUUUUCCACGCAAUGUGAUCUACAAGAUCACCAAGCCAACGAAAUACGGUGGGAUCUAUGUGGAGGGGUCACGGAAGGCGGCCAAGGAGAUGGACUCAUUUACACAGCAGGAUAUAGAUAAGAGGCGUAUACACUAUAAGACUCAUCACAGCUGCUAUUCGAGCUACACGGAUCAUCUGGAGUUUGUCGUUUCCGUGGCGGAGUGCGAUGAUCUUGUCGGCAAGCUGCAAAUCAUAUUCGAUCCACUCGAGGAGCUCACUCACAAGCUGCACUAUCAGCAGUUCGAGGUGUUGCAGGUGCAGGAGGGCGAACGAGCUCUGAUUACGAAGAAUCACUUCGAGAUACGCUUCAACAUCUAUGAGAGUCUACAGUUUCAGGUGUCGGUGCCACCACAGCAUGGCUUAGUUUGUGUCUAUGAUGAGCAGACGGGCUUGACGACACCCAUUGAGCUGUUCACCCUGGAGCAGCUGUUCCGCAAUGAUGUCUACUACUGUCACGACGAUACUGAGUCAACUCUGGACGGCUUCGAGCUGCUUAUACUCUCGGGAGAUGAGACGGAUCUGCAGUUUGUAGCGAAUAUGGAGGUGCGCAUUAAAUUGGUCAAUGACAAUGAACCCUAUCGCACCGCUGUGGAGCGUGUUUUUCAUGUGGUGCGGAAUGGCAUACGCACUUUAAAUCCCACGGUGCUACAGUAUCUUGAUGCGGAUGUGAAUACGAAUCAUACGGAUAUACACUAUAUCCAUGUGUCUAGCACGAAUGGUGCCUUCUAUAAGUCGGGUCACUUUGUCGACAGUUUCAGUCAGGAUGAUAUUGCCAAUCGCAGGAUUAUGUUCCAGCACAGCGGUGCAGAUGUGGGCACUGCUUCCUUUAUUGUCACGGAUCGGGAGCAUGAGGUUAAUGGUCAACUGGAGAUACGCGCCUCGGAUCCAUUUGUGUCCAUGCUGCCAGCGAAUGCUUCGAUUGUCCAGGAGGGCAAAUUUGUGAUACUCAAGAAUAAGGAUUUUGUGCUAGAGACCAAUUUGGAUAUGAAACUAGAUGAGAUCUACUAUGAGGUAAUCAAGCCACCCUCCUAUGGCAUUCUCAUGUACCUCAGUGGACAGCGCGGUGGAUCGGAUAGAGAGAAUAAUACUAUAAUGCAAAAGGUAACCAAUUUCACAUCCUUGGGCAAUUUUACGCAUUUGGAUAUUGAACGCGAACGUUUGGUCUAUUGGAAUACAGAAAUCGCAUCGAUGGAUAAAGUGAGAUAUCGUGUGCACAUUAAGAACAUAACGGCUGAGGGUGAAGUCAUCUUUAGGAUAUAUCCCUCAGCGUAUUGGGAGCCACUCCAUGUGAAACAGAAUCACACGCUCUACGUUGAGGAAUCAACGAGUGUUCUAAUCUCACGAGAUAUUUUAGAGGUCGUGCAUCCAAACAUCUCCCCUGGCGAUAUUACGUUCCUGGUAACCUCUUCACCCAUGCAUGGCUAUUUGGAGAUGCAAUCGAUGUCCUUUGAUGAUGAAUAUAACUGCAAAGUGUUCGAUCAGUCGUCGGUGAAUACGGAAAAGAUGUUCUAUAUACAGGCGGGCGUUAAUCAAUCAUCCGAUUACUUUGUCUUCGAUGUGACCAAUGGGAUUACGUGGCUGCGUCAGCUGAUGCUCAAGAUAGUCAUCAUUCCCGAGAAGCUUUACAUGCACACUAACAUCAUCUCGGUGGUGGAGGGGAAGACGGUUCAGUUAAGCUCUACAGAUAUACAACCCUAUUCGGAGUAUUAUCGUGGCAAGAUCUUGGAGUAUAUAGUCACCAUAACGCCCAGUUCGGGUCACAUUUUGGCGGGCAGUUCAAAGGUCAAACGGUUCACACAAAAGCAACUGGAACAGGGCAGCAUUCAGUAUGUGCACAAUGGCAGCGAGAACGCAACGGAUUCCCUGACAAUGGUUGCCAUGGCCAGGAACAAGGAGAGCGUCCCCUUCGAACUGGAAUUGGCAGUCGUGCAGGUCAACGAUGAGGUGCCCAGGAUGGUCACAAACACAGGUCUGCAGGUGUGGAAUGGCGGACGAUAUGUCAUCAAAAAUACAGAUCUAUUGACACAGGACUACGAUACGCCACCGGAGAAUCUGACGUAUAUAGUGCAUCACAUUUAUGGUGGAUAUUUGGCCGAGAAAUCGACCACGCUGCACAAGAUCGAACAGUUUACACAGGCGCAAAUAAAUGCAGAGAAAAUAUACUUUAUACACGAUGCGAACUCGCGCAAGAAUGAGUUAUCCUUUGUGGUCACCGAUGGACUCUUCAAUACCAGCAGCCAACUACUCAAUAUCGAGAUAAAACCGAUUGAGAUACUCGUCGAACGAAAUGAGAAUCUGCAUGUUUUUCCCCUAACCAAGAAGCAAAUAUUGCGAGAUCACUUGCACUUCAAGUGCUCGGAUGAGGAGCGCGAGAUACGCUAUAAUGUGACAGUGCCUCCCAGUCUGGGUCGUAUUGUCAAUGAGUAUCUGGGAAAUGGGUAUGCCAAGGAGAUUAGUGAAUUUACGCAGACCGAUGUGGACAAUGGACACAUAUUCUAUGAGCACACGGCUGUCAUUAUGGAGUUUCGCAUCAAUGAUUCCUUCUACUUUGAUGUCAUUGCUGAGCGAAGUGAUCGCUUGCUAGAUCAGAAAUUCAAUAUCGAAAUAUCGGUAUCCUCUGGUGGCUUACUCCGAUUUUUGCCCGUUUCCAAAUUAACUGUCGAUGAAGGUGGUUCGGUGCCCAUUAAACUGGAUUUCUCUAAGAUUUUGGAGUAUUUGAAGACGCGGGCGGGCAUCAACAAUCCGGAACUUUUCAUAGAAGCAGCACAGAAGCCAACGCAUGGCAGCAUUGGACUCGGUCAUGAGUUCAAGUCCAUGCAAAGAUAUCAUCCCAGCGACUUUUUCACCAAGAAGGUUUAUUAUAUACACGAUCAUACAGAUACCCUGGAGGAUACCAUACUAAUGGGCGUAUACUUAACGCAGGGCAACAUUUUUCUGUGCAAUUUGACGAUACCCGUUUCAAUCAAUCCCAUCAAUGAUCAGCCGUUUCAGCUGAUCACCCACCUGCCUCAAAUGAUGGUCGUUGAGGGGGAGAAUCGCACUAUAACAAGGAAUUCCCUGCUAACCGAGGAUAAGGAUACACCGCCCGAGGAGAUUAUCUAUGAUGUGAUGAGCGGUCCGACGCUGGGCGUGCUCAAGAAAUUGAACAAUGAUGGCCAGGCCGUCGAUCUGUUGGCCUUCUCCAAUCAGUUCACACAGGCGGACAUUAAUAACGAUCGCAUUAUCUAUGUGCAUUUUGGCAUGCCGCAGUCCACGACAUUUUGCUUCACUGUAACCGAUGGACAAUUUAAUCCUGCCUAUGAGAUAUUUACGAUUAAAGUGGCGCCCAUAAGUUUGUUGCCAGCUUCCACACAAAUCCCGGUCAGUCUGCAACAGGGAGCGACAAGCGCACCCAUGAAGCUGGAGCAGAUUGGCCUGAGCACCAAUGUAAAGAUGGAUCGCUUGGCAUACAACAUAACCAAUUCUCCACUAUAUGGCAUUAUCCUCUACAAGCAUCAGCCGACUUUGAGAUUCAAUCAGCAGCAGCUGGAACUGUCGCAGAUUAGCUAUAUGCAAACGGAUCUGAAUCGUUCCAAUGAUACGUUCCAGGUUAGUUCCUACGUGCCUGGCACCAACUAUGCCGCCCAAGUGGACGUUGUGGUCAAUGUGGAGCCGGUAAUACAAAUCAAUGAUAUAUCGAUGCGGGAUGCGGAGUCCAGUACGAGUUCGGCGGGGGGAAAGAUUAGAUUGAGCAGCUCCCUGGUCAAUGAUAAUCCACUCUCGCUGAAGCUAAACAAAUUCAAUCCCAAGUUUGUCAUCACACGGAUGCCGGCGACGGGUCAACUGAGAAAGAUUAUACGGAGCAGCAGUGCUGGCAGCCCCGUCUCCAAUCCAUCCGAUGCCCAAAACGAUCGCUCCACGACCAUCUUCUCGUACAAGGAGCUGCGCAGUGGUGUCGUCUAUUUUGUGCCCCAUGCCUCAGUAGAUGACACCGAAUCGGAUAGCGAUAGCUUUGACUACCAGCUGCUGAUUAAGACAGUGCAACCGGCUCAGGCAACCGUUCAAAUCGAGUAUCGUGCCCAGCUGGAAGAUACGGAGACAGUGCAUCUAGGCAAAUCGGAUAUAUCCAUAAAUUAUCUGGCUGUUGGGCUUGCCUUAUUAAUUCUGCUUAUCUUUUUGCUGACCGUGUUGUUGCUAUUGAAAAUGCGAAACAUGCGCAAGCGUAAGGCGGAUAUAUCGAAGGAUCAGCCGCCACCGUUGCCUUGUCCACCGGAUUUGACAUCGGUCAGUCCACAGCAUCAUCAUCACCAUCAUCAUCAUCAGCAACAUCACUAUGCCAGCUCCGAGGCGGACUCGGUGCCAGCCACAGGCAACUCAACGCCAUUGCCGGGCUUCAGUAAUAUACCGCACUGUAAGAUAAUACCCGUGGAAUCAUACAAGCACGAGUAUCCGGACUACGAUCCGGAUGAGGAUGAGACGGAUGAUCAGUGUGAUCCGCAGCAGAUGAUGCUGCCGCAACGCUACAAUCCCUAUCAUGUCGAUCACGAUGCCUGGAGCUCGUCGUGCGACAUGGCCAACGAUUUCGCUGGCUACGCAUCCGUUCCGCAGAGCGGCAUCUCCAUAUCCGGUUCGAUUAGUUCGCCUCCGUCGGCGCCGCCCACAAAUCCGCUGCUGCGCCGCAAUCAGUAUUGGGUCUGAAGAUGAUAUCAACUGGAAUCGGCACAUCAUUUAGUCCAUAACUAUCUAUUUAUUUAGGCAUAGAUUUAUACCGUACGUGCUUAAGGCUGACUUACGAUGAGAUUCGCACGAUUUUAGCUGUAAGCAAAUGGACUUUGUUAGUUUUUAAUGAAGCAUUUGAUAACAAUAUAUUACAUUUAACAUAUCGGAAAGCCAUCAAAUUAAGUUGCUUAUACAAAUUUCGCUAUGCAUGCUAUAUGUUUGCAUAUAGGAGUUAUACUCGUUAGCUAUAAAAGUUUCGAUCAAUUUCAAUAUUAGUCCUAAGUCUUAAUUUGAAUUGCGAAUUUUUUUAUAAUA
This is a messenger RNA of Drosophila grimshawi, 7614 nucleotides long. RefSeq names its product chondroitin sulfate proteoglycan 4 (gene kon). The record is from RefSeq and is a predicted model, not a curated record. NCBI's taxonomy places the organism in Eukaryota, Metazoa, Arthropoda, Insecta, Diptera, Drosophilidae. The coding region runs from base 88 to 7278 and encodes 2396 amino acids. The transcript is spliced from 11 exons.